CUUUUUUACAUUUAAAAUGAGCGGGAACUCACACAAAGGCAGGGUUUGCAACUGCCAAUACAGGUUUACUAUAACUGGACCGCCUCUUUUUUUUAAAAAGCAACCAAUCACGUGUCUCGUCGUCCUUGGCGCACUAUUUUCCUCAAAUGCCUCUAUAAAUAAGGAGCGUUCGCUUCACCAACUCAUUCGUUCUGUUCGUUUCGCGAACUUAAACAUGUCUGAUACAGCUAAGCCUGCCCCUAAGAAGGGCUCAAAGAAAGCAGUGAGCAAGGCCGCCGGAAAGGGCGGUAAGAAGCGCAAGAGGACCAGGAAGGAGAGCUAUGCAAUCUACGUGUACAAGGUCCUGAAGCAGGUCCACCCCGAUACUGGGAUCUCUUCUAAGGCAAUGGGCAUCAUGAACUCCUUCGUGAAUGACAUCUUCGAGCGCAUCGCUGGUGAGGCUUCCCGCCUGGCUCACUACAACAAGCGCCGCACCAUCUCCUCCAGGGAAAUCCAGACCGCCGUGCGUCUGUUGCUUCCCGGUGAGCUCGCCAAGCACGCCGUGUCUGAGGGAACCAAGGCCGUGACUAAAUACACCAGCGCAAAGUAAAGUGUGUCGAACCACUUUUCCCAACACAAAGGCUCUUUUAAGAGCCACCCACUGAAUCAGUUAAAAAGUAUUUCCAAUGAUGUGUUACUAUGACUUU
This is a messenger RNA of Engraulis encrasicolus (European anchovy), 686 nucleotides long. RefSeq names its product histone H2B 1/2-like. Lineage: Eukaryota; Metazoa; Chordata; Actinopteri; Clupeiformes; Engraulidae. The coding region runs from base 17 to 589 and encodes 190 amino acids. The record is from RefSeq and is a predicted model, not a curated record. Gene Ontology annotation, molecular function: structural constituent of chromatin; protein heterodimerization activity; DNA binding. The transcript has a single exon. Gene Ontology annotation, cellular component: nucleosome.